Molecule: messenger RNA, 2161 nt
Organism: Saprolegnia diclina VS20
Lineage: Eukaryota; Oomycota; Saprolegniomycetes; Saprolegniales; Saprolegniaceae
Product: serine/threonine protein kinase
Exons: 2
Coding region: 398-2119 (573 amino acids)
Biological process (GO): protein phosphorylation
Molecular function (GO): ATP binding; protein kinase activity
Source: RefSeq, a predicted model, not a curated record
CACAGCGACACCCGUCGAAUCCAGCGUCGGUUCAGUCCUGCCCGCGGUGGACACGCCUGUAUCAGUCCUCGGCACCGCCGCGUCGCACACUGCAGCUCGCCGUGUGGCUGCGACUGGAGGCGUAUCUGGCUGGCGCGCAUCCUGUCCAUAAGUCCGAAGCUGCGCUGCCAUUCAGCGGGCGCCGCAGACCUCGCGCUGCCUGCUCAAUCGGGCUCAGUCCGCCAAUGACACGACCAAGUUCGCUUCCGCCUGCGACAUGUGUAUGUGUCCUACCUCCGCGCGUAUAUUAUGAUUGGUCAUUUGUAUUGAUAAAAGGAAAAGACAAUAAAAUAAUAAGUGCCAUCUGGGGCGCGAAGUUCGAAGCCGCGACACGACCGGCAAGGUGGCACACACAGAAAUGAUUCCGCCACCCGUCGCCUGCAGCACGGCCGAGGUCAACGACUGCGCCGAGCGCGUGAACGCGUGGGCAGGCUUGCCGUGCGAUGAGCAGGACGCCUUCACGUACGUCUCGCCGGUCAACUUUACUCUGCUAUGCACCGACAGCGACUGCCUCGCCAAGGCCAAGGCGUACCCGGCGCUCGAAACGCGCUGUCGCCACUGUCUGCCCGACGACCCGCGCGUGCAGCGCCCGUUGUACACCAACUUUUGCAGCUCGAGCGCCGUUCAGACCAAGAUUGCGACUUUGUACAAGCACUGGGCCAUCUGCGAAGCGAUGAGCGGAGGCAGCGCCAACGACCCCAAGUCCGAGGGCUGCAACUCGUGCACGUGGACGACCGCGCUUCUCAACGACGCCAACAUGACAGCGUCGGCAGGCGGCAACUUGGACCAGUUUAGCAACUUUACAAGCCGCAUUGUGCACCCGCGAGCCAACGAGACUGACCGCGUCGUACGCAACUCGAUUCUCUGCGCCCGCGUCAAGACCACGUCGCCGCCAGGGCCGCACGAAGGCACGACCGUGCUCACGUCAGCGCCCACGAAAUCGAGCAGCAAUAGCAGCAGCAGCAGUGGCGGUGGCAGCAUGAACGACGCGACCAUGUACACGUACGUGGGUGUCGCCGUCAUUGGCGCGCUUUGCAGCGUGGCUUUAUUGCUCUUUGUCUUGCGGCGCCGACGCCAACGCCGGUCCACGACCUGUCGCCCGCUCUCGGCCACGGGCGAACCGAGCGCGUCCCGGCAAGGCGUCACGACCGGUGACGACGGCGACGAGUACUAUGACGCCUUGUCGCCGGCCGCGUCCAUGGCGGCCACGUGGACCAAAGACGUGCCGACAGUCCGCGAAAAGGACGUUGAGGUCGUCCAGCUCCUUGCGCAAGGCGCCAACGGCCAAGUCUUUCUCGGUGUCUACAACGGCCGCCAUGUGGCGAUCAAGACCAUGCUACCGGGCCACCACACAUCGCAAGAGAUGUUUACCAUCAUGCACGAGAUCGGCAUUCUCUCACGAUUGCAACAUGCAUCGAUCGUUCAGUUUCUCGGUGUCGUUGCGCCGCCUCGGACCGAAGGCGACGUCCGGUUCCUCGUCGAGUACAUGGACCUCGGGGACCUCCGCGACCGGCUACUGCACUCGACGCCGCAGUCGCUGCCGUGGCACGGCCAGGACAAGCCUUCUAUCGCGAGCCAGAUCGUCGCGGGCCUUGUGUACCUCCACGCCCAAGAUAUCAUCCACCGCGAUCUCAAAUCGCGCAACAUUUUACUUUCGUCGGGCGGUGGCGCCAAGAUCUCGGACUUUGGCGCCGCGCGGCCUGCGUCGACGACACACACCAUGACGCGUGGCGUCGGCACGUACCGCUGGAUGGCGCCCGAGGUACUGAGUGAGAACCAGUACUCGGUCGCGGCCGACAUCUUUUCGUUUGGUAUUCUCCUCACGGAGCUCGACACGCACAUGAUCCCGUACACGGACGUCAAGAGCAAAAAGUCGGGCGCGCCGCUCGUCGACACGGCGAUCGUGUCCAUGGUGAUCGCCGGUGCGAUCCAGCCGACGGUGCGCGUCGACUGCCCGCUCUGGCUCCAAGAACUUAUUAUGCAGUGCAUUGCAACCGACCCGAGUUUACGCCCGACAGCGCGCGAUAUCCAAGUGCGUUUUCAUCAGCACGGCUUUCCAACUGGCGUGUCGCCACGAUAGAAGCCUACUGACUCGUAUUUAUUAAACUUUGAUUUGUUUCGA